Messenger RNA from Heterobasidion irregulare TC 32-1, 1068 nucleotides. RefSeq lists its product as uncharacterized. The transcript is spliced from 4 exons. The coding region runs from base 1 to 1068 and encodes 355 amino acids. NCBI's taxonomy places the organism in Eukaryota, Fungi, Basidiomycota, Agaricomycetes, Russulales, Bondarzewiaceae. The record is from RefSeq and is a predicted model, not a curated record.
AUGGUCGGGAGAAAGGUCCUACGAGUCCUUAUCAAGAAGGUGAGAGGGGUGGAUGGAACAGAAGAAGAGGACAUUUGGAACGAAAUAGAGAGCCAGUGGGAACUAGCACCCCAAUACAGGGAACCUGUACCGGUAAUCCCCGAAGACUUGGAGCAAGAAGAAACAACCUCACAAUCAGACUCCGACUCAUCACCAGACCAAACACCGAUCAACCCCCGAAACGAACCACUUGCCGAAAUGUCGGGACAAGCUUCGACUUCUACAGACCCCCCUUCUGCGACAGUACAACCCGGGAGAAAAAAGGUCAAACUCCCAGACAAUUACACAGGCAACCACAUUGAAUCCCAGAAGUUCAUGCUCCAAUGCCUCCUUCUUUUUGCAGCAGAAUCUGAUCAGUACAAGACCAAUCAAGACAAGAUAUCCCUUGUGCUCUCAUGCAUGAGAUAUGGCACGGCAGGAGCUUGGGCCAAGAACUUCCUCCUCAAAUCAGUUGGAGCGGACCCUCCCACUGAUCUAGGAAGAAUGACGGUUGAUGAGUACUCCAACCAGUUCAUCCUCAUUGCCGCCGAUGCCGACAUCUCUGACAAGGAGCAAGUCCCUUACUUCCAAUGCGGGUUAGACCCGCGCGUCAUGGACAAAAUAUAUGACAAGGAAGUCCAAACAAAGGACACUAUUCAAGACUGGAUUAAUACGGCCUGUGAAAUAGACGGACAGCUCAGAGCCAGAUCUGCUCAAAAGGCCAUCCUCGCCAACUCCACCUCCUUUCGCAGCGACUACCUAAACCACUUUCACACCCAACCCGCUGGAGAGGAAACUGCGCAGUUGAUCUGGAAGGAGAAGACGACGCACCCACUAUGGGAAACCAAGCGGGAAUAUAUCGAGGAAUGGAGGCAGAGAAUGUUCAUCGCGACGACCAGUGGGUACCACAACCUGGUCCUUCGAUGGAACGUCCGUACUCUGCCCCAUCCAGACAACCCCAGACGGACCAUCAGCGACGCGUCAUGUCGCCUGACGGACGACAAGGGAAUGGAGGCGUCAGUCAUUCUGCUCGCAUCAGAGCAGUGUUAG